Molecule: messenger RNA, 1071 nt
Organism: Miscanthus lutarioriparius
Lineage: Eukaryota; Viridiplantae; Streptophyta; Magnoliopsida; Poales; Poaceae
Source: the annotation of a GenBank genome assembly
AUGGCCCUGGCCCCAUCGAGCUCCGGCAGCGAGACCGUGAUCCCGGAGGUGGAGAUGAACGCCGGCGCCGACCAGGCCGCCUCAACGGUGCGGGUCACCGUCGUUCAGGCGUCGUCCGUGUUCUACGACACCCCUGCCACUCUCGAUAAAGCGGAGAAAUUGAUAGCAGAGGCAGUUGGGUAUGGUUCACAGUUGGUUUUGUUUCCGGAAGUCUUUGUUGGUGGCUACCCACAUGGAUCUACCUUUGGAUUGGUUAUCGGCAAUCGAACUGGCAAAGGAAAGGAAGACUUUCAAAAGUAUCACGCAUCUGCCAUAGAUGUGCCUGGCCCAGAAGUGUCCCGCUUAUCUGCAUUAGCUGGAAAAUAUAAGGUGUAUCUGGUGAUAGGGGUGGUUGAGAGGGCAGGAUAUACACUUUACAACACAGUGCUCUCCUUUGAUCCGCUGGGAAAACACCUAGGGAAGCACCGCAAGGUCAUGCCCACUGCACUAGAACGAGUAUUCUGGGGGUUUGGAGAUGGAUCUACAAUGCCUGUCUAUGAUACUCCGCUUGGAAAAAUUGGUGCUCUCAUUUGCUGGGAAAACAGAAUGCCACUUCUCAGGACGGCCAUGUAUGCCAAAGGUAUUGAGAUAUAUUGUGCUCCCACAGUUGAUUGCAUGCCAAGUUGGCAGUCUUCUAUGACACAUAUUGCCCUUGAAGGGGGAUGCUUUGUGCUGUCAGCGAGCCAGUUCUGUCACCGAAAGAACUAUCCUCCCCCUCCUGAGUAUACAUUUGGUGGCCUAGAUGAAGAGCCAUCCCCGGAAUCUGUCGUUUGUUCCGGAGGGAGUGUCAUAAUUUCACCAUCCGGAACAGUGUUGGCAGGCCCCAACUACGAAAGCGAGGCCCUUCUCACUGCUGACCUGGACCUUGGAGAGAUUGUUCGAGCCAAGUUUGAUUUCGACGUGGUGGGUCACUACUCGCGACCUGAGGUGCUGAGUUUGGUGGUGAAAGCUGAUCCAAAGCCCGCCGUCUCCUUCACUUCCGCAUCAGAGAAGACUAACGCUGGAAAGGCCAAUGACGUCUUGAAGACCUAA